Messenger RNA from Parastagonospora nodorum SN15, 255 nucleotides. RefSeq lists its product as hypothetical. Lineage: Eukaryota; Fungi; Ascomycota; Dothideomycetes; Pleosporales; Phaeosphaeriaceae. The coding region runs from base 1 to 255 and encodes 84 amino acids. The transcript is spliced from 2 exons. The record is from RefSeq and is a predicted model, not a curated record.
AUGUCCAACAUUGUUAUAUCCACACCGUCAAAGAUCAUGGUGAUCGAUGCGGCUGCUCACAUCGGCCAGAUGAAGAUCUUCGGCAUCUCAAUAGCAUCAGUCCUAGGGCACUUGCACGCGGAGGUCCCCGUCACGCCCGAAAGGCACUGCUCAAAAUUUGAUCGCAAAGUCGUCGAAAUGGUAUUGCGGCCAAGGCGUGGUGGUGUAGCUAAGUUCGCGCGGCUGCGGAAGCUUGAUGAGGCUUCCUCCCGCUAG